Messenger RNA from Tremella mesenterica DSM 1558, 1725 nucleotides. RefSeq lists its product as uncharacterized. Gene Ontology annotation, molecular function: transmembrane transporter activity. The record is from RefSeq and is a predicted model, not a curated record. Gene Ontology annotation, cellular component: membrane. NCBI's taxonomy places the organism in Eukaryota, Fungi, Basidiomycota, Tremellomycetes, Tremellales, Tremellaceae. The transcript has 5 exons. Bases 1 to 1725 code for a protein of 574 amino acids. Gene Ontology annotation, biological process: transmembrane transport.
AUGCCUCUCUCAAGAGAAGAUGAAAUCACCCCUUCGUCGGGAUUAGAAGUAGAUCGUACGGCCACUUUAUCAACUGGUAGUAGUGGAAGAGCUUCACCGGCUCGGACCGCCGUAGAUGUUAACGCAGUGGGUAAUGGGAAAGAAGGAAAGGAAGGGAAAGAAUGGGAUGAACAAACUGCUAGAACGGAUGAAGAGACUUUGAGGACUGUAGGUAGAGUGGGAGGACAAGCAGAGAUACAGUUAAGUCAAAAGAGAAAAUGGUUUUUACUUUUCAUUUUCGCCGUUGCUCAAUACCUCGAUAUCGCUUCUUAUUCCGGUCUAUUCAUAUUCACCGACGCAAUCCUAAACGACCUUGGUAUCCUCUACGAAUCCUCUUCAUGGAUCAUCACAGCUUAUUCGGUCACUUUCGCAGCUUUUUUGCUUUUCUGGGGAAGAGUGUCCGAUUUAUAUUCUGCAAAACCAGUCUUCGCAUGGGGUUUCUUAGGAUUAGGAAUAACCAAUUUAAUCAUCUCCUUCAUGCCUAAUCAAUACGCUUAUUUCGUUUUCAGAGCCAUCAGUGGUAUAGCUGGAGCAGCGACGAUACCUUCUGCUUUCAGAUUGAUUUUGGCAAUCUUCGAACCUUCCGAAUUACAUAUCGCUUUGACUUUGUUUGGACUUUCUGGAGCUUUAGCCAAUGUGACUGGUUUGGUAUUAGGAGGUUUAUUCGGUUUUAUAACUGCCGGUGGACAAAUGUCAGCUUGGAGAUGGUUUUUCCGUUUCAUCACAAUCAUCAUCGUACCAUUCUCCUUCGCAGCAUUCGCUCUCGUUCCCAAAACCCGUGGUGACAGAGCAGGAGAAGUCACAACCAGUCGAGAAAAAUUCAGACGUCUCGACAUUGUCGGUUCUUUCGCAAUGUUAUCAUCGGUAAUCCUUCUCAUUCUCGGUCUUACCCUCGGUGCAUCAUACGGUUUCAAAACUGCAAAAUUCCUAGUCCCAUUCUUACUCUCUUGGCCGAUUUUCGUAUUGUUCUUCAUUUGGGAAGCCCGUCUUCCAGAAGGAUACGCUUUGAUCCCCCCGAGUUUUUGGAGAAUACCAAAUAUGACUUUAUUGAUCGUUUUCGCUUUGGCUAUUUAUCCUUGGUGGGCUGUGAAUCAAUUACCUUUGGUGGAAAGGUUUUUGGCUGUGUUUGGGGAGAAACCUAUCAUUGCGGCAGUUAGAAUGUUACCUCAGGGUAUUGCUGCUUUGUUGACUGCUUUCAUAAUUCCUCCCGCAUUGGAAAAACUCGGUUCCCCACGUAUCCCCAUAUCACUCGGUAUGCUACUCGGAGGUGUCUCUUACAUCCUCAUGAUCUUCACUCCUAAUGGUGAUGUUCAUCAUAACGAAUAUUGGCGUUGGACUUUCCCUGCGUUCAUCAUCGGAUCAGGAGCAGCUAUGAUGUCUUUCUUAGGUACGAAUAUCACAGUGAUGACUUCUGUUCCUCCUCAAAUGUCAGGUGUGGCAGGUGCUUUACUUCAGGUCUCUCUACAAGUAGGCGCCGUCAUUGGUCUUUCCGUUCAAGCUGGUCUCCUCACUAGAGAACCUGGAAGUUUUAUGAAUUACGCCAAUGUUCAAGCUAGUUUCUGGUUUCAAGCAGGAUGGAGUUUCCUCAACAUGAUCGCUUUCUUAAUAUUUUUCCGUCCCCAGAAAAAAACGAAUGGUGAGACUGAAGGGACCGAUGGGGAGAAAGUACCAGUGGUAGUCGUCUAG